CCUCCUUCAUUUAUCUCUGUAAAUUUCWAAAAAUAGCCGAAACAAUAAAGAAACCCUCAUCAGCUUCCACUGGCCACUAAGAGUUGCUAAAUUACCUUUUCACUUCAGUUUGUCUCAACUCAUGCACCUUGGUCGGAGAGGUAGGUAUGUGAACGAUUUGAUUUAGGUAGCCUUUCGCGCUGAAAUUCAUACAGUAUCCAGGCCAUCGAUCCACAAUGGCCCAUAUUUUGUUAAGUGGCCGAUGGCCGCUGUAGGAGUGACUAUGCAAAUCAAGCUUGUGAAAAUAAGUUUGCGUUGAAUUGAGGGCUGUAACUUGAUUGGGCGGCAUUGUUCGUUCAAACUGGAGGUGCCAAAGUAUCUGCUACAUUUGUUUCCACCAAUGUGCGCUUUGAUGUAGGAUGAGACAGUGAUAGUUCUGUUGGAUAAGAAUUUAAACUUUUGYUGAAAUUCCACCAGAUAGUGAACGCAGUAGCGGAGAUAAGAUGAUGCAGGCCCCUGAUGAUUUUCAAGAAAAGCACAAUGAGCCAAUCAUUAGUUGUAUGUUGGUUGGGGAUGGUGCUGUGGGGAAAACCAGCAUGAUUAUAAGUUACAUCUCAAAUGGAUACCCAAACGAAUACCGUCAGACGGCCUUUGACGUCUUCACCGGAUUGGUUAGAGUAGAUGGGAUUCCAGUACAAAUCCAGUUGAUGGACACUGCAGGACAGGAGGAGUUUGAUAAUUUUCGCUCCAUGUGUUACAAUCAAAUAGAUGUCUUCAUCCUUUGCUUCAGUGUUGUCAACCCAGUGUCUUUCCACAACAUCACUUCAAAAUGGAUCCCACAGAUCCGCACCUUCAAUUCUGCUUCACCCAUCAUUUUAGUGGGGACCCAGUCUGACCUCCGGCAUGAUGUUAGCAUCCUUAUCCAUCUGGACCAGCUGAGGGUCAAGCCAGUGGUGAACUCCCAGGCCAGGYGUCUGGCAGAGAAGAUCAGRGCCCACGACUAUGUGGAGUGUUCCGCACUGACCCAGAAGAACCUCAAAGAAGCAUUUGACUCUGCUAUCUUUGCUGCCAUCAAGCACAAGGCCUGUGAGAAAGCAAAGAAGCUCAAACUAUUUGAUCGUGCAAAGACUUUUUCUAGUGGGGGGUGGAAGAAGUUAUUCUGCUUCAUGUGAUCCAAUGGCAUCACUACCUCAAUACAGGACACAAAACCCUCUGGUGUUGAAUGCUAGGGGGUGGCAGUAGCAGUUGGAUGGAUUACUAAGAGUUAGUUAUUCUGAACAAAAGUUGUCAGAUAUGUUGUGCUUAUUGAAGCUCAAAAGCCAAAAGUUCCCACAGCAACCUGUGAUAGCCUUCCACCAUCGUAUGUACUGUGGAAAGUCUUUCUUAUUCACAGGAUUCAGACAGCAUUGUAUUGCAGUUGGUGUCACAGCCUAUUUGCGACCUGACUAUCACUUUUCUAGCGCAUACACUGCAUWGUCAAGUAUUUUGUUUGUAGGCUUUAUAGAAUGUGAAUAUCUUCUAGCCAUAUAUGCUUCUUGUGGAAGCCACAUGUUUCAAACAAUGUUUGCUUUGUCGUUUUAUGUCACGUUUACUUGUCUUGUUACACAUUUCACUUUAAGUGUUAACUUUUUUGUUUAUUUGAAGAAAUUAGGAGUUUGUAAAUGUGAAAAUAUAAAAUCAAGAAUGGAUUGGCAGGUAGCCUAGUGGUUAGAGCGUUGGGCCAGUAACCGAAAGGUUGCUGGAUCGGAUCCCCGA
This is a messenger RNA of Salvelinus sp. IW2-2015, 1734 nucleotides long. RefSeq names its product rho-related GTP-binding protein RhoV-like. Gene Ontology annotation, molecular function: protein kinase binding; GTPase activity; GTP binding. The record is from RefSeq and is a predicted model, not a curated record. Gene Ontology annotation, biological process: establishment or maintenance of cell polarity; Cdc42 protein signal transduction; endocytosis. NCBI's taxonomy places the organism in Eukaryota, Metazoa, Chordata, Actinopteri, Salmoniformes, Salmonidae.